Molecule: messenger RNA, 4764 nt
Organism: Colletotrichum gloeosporioides
Lineage: Eukaryota; Fungi; Ascomycota; Sordariomycetes; Glomerellales; Glomerellaceae
Product: putative membrane protein C17A5.08
Exons: 7
Coding region: 1-4764 (1587 amino acids)
Biological process (GO): protein retention in ER lumen; intracellular protein transport; Golgi organization
Cellular component (GO): COPII-coated ER to Golgi transport vesicle; endoplasmic reticulum-Golgi intermediate compartment; Golgi apparatus
Source: RefSeq, a predicted model, not a curated record
AUGAGGUUAUCCGCUGUUGCCUGCGGGCUUUUUGCCUGCUUCGUUUCUCAGGUCGCCGCUACGGCAUUGACCUACAAGAUCCAUGCCAACGAGAAGGCGUGCUUCUACGCCAAGACCCAGAAGGAGAACGAGAAGGUGGCCUUCUACUUCGCCGUCCAAUCCGGUGGUUCUUUUGAUAUCGACUACGUCGUGACGGGGCCGGGCAACAAGGUCAUUCUCGAUGGAUCCAAGGAGCGUCAGGGCGACUUUGUCUUCACUGCACAGCAGAUCGGCGACUACGAGUUCUGCUUCAACAACGAGAUGAGUACAUUUGCCGAGAAGUUUGUCGACUUCGAGAUCGCUGUCGAGAACGAGGUUCGCGCUCAGCUCCCCUCCAAGCAGGGUGCCUCUCAGGAACAACACACUACUCUCGAGGAGACCAUCUUCAAGCUUUCUGGUCAACUGUCGACCAUUUCCAGAGGCCAAAAAUACUUCCGCACCAGAGAGAACCGAAACUUCAGCACCGUCCGCAGCACCGAGUCGCGCAUCAUCAACUUCAGCAUGAUCCAGUGCGCAUUGAUUGUGUUGAUGGGAGCCCUGCAGGUCUUCAUUGUGCGCUUCUUCUUCCAGGGCGCUCGUAAGGGAUACGCUCCGAGCAAGGACGUGACGUCCAAGGCGAUCUUUGACUGGAAGAAAAAGCAGGAAGAAGCGUACACCCAAUACGCGACGGGCUCGGAAGAGCCAGAAUCACAGCGCGAACGGGAGGAAGGAGCAGAGGACCAAGGCGCAUCAUCGCAUUCUCCAACUGUCAGUACCCUUGACAGUAGCCAACCUAUUCGGCCGCCUCAUCGGCGCAAGCGACUUCAUAGUGAGCGCUUAGCAGAGGAAUACGAAAACUCUCAAAUUGAAGACUCAGAGGAGGACGAACCCGAUCUCUCUAAGCGACAUUGCAGUGAGCCACCGUCGCUGCUUUCAUUCGGCUCCGAGUUCGACACGGAUGCUGCCUCGGACAUUCUUCUCGAAGCACCGAGUAACAUCUUUGUCGCAAUUCCCUCCAAAGUAGAAUUUGACCCUACCGAAUACCUCAGUGUCUCGGGUUCUCAAGGUUCAACUUCGCAUGGGUCACAGCCCAUCUCUACGCAAGAAGACGAGGAUAACCAGGUGCUACUCACAGAGAAUCUCAGCCAAAGGACCAUUCCCGACUCACAGGAAUACUCAGGGCCUGACACCCAAGAAUCUCAAUUUGUUGCCUCAACAAUCGCGCUGAUCACUAACCGGUGUGAGAUCAUCUCAGACCGUGAGAUUGCAGAUUCACAAAGGCAGUCCAGCGUCGGGACUUCUCUCAGUAAGACUAGCGAAUCUCAGACGCGCCUCUCGUGUGCACCUACCGGUCGUCUUUCUCAAGACGCUGUUCAACAAAGCCCUUUGCAAGGUAGUCAUUCGGAAGUCUCCCAACACCGCCAGGAGGAUCCAGUCCUUUCAGACCCUGUCUUCUUCACGCAAUACUUUCCAAGUCAAAGCCAGCAUCUGGUGAUACCAAACACUCUUCCAUCCAUCCCGGAAAGCCAACUGCCAAUUUCAGAAUCUGCGUCUCCUCGACGAUCGCGCUCUGCAUCUCAAGACUCGGCAUUGUUGGCAGCCCAAGCUGCCGCUCAACUUGUUCAGGAGCAGGAAUCAGUACCGGCAUCUCUCACCGACACGUCUAUACCGUCACAUCAAGUUGACAGCCUUUCUGGACACAACGACGCGGAUCAAUCAUCGAGGUCAUCCGGAGGAAGACACCAGGAAUCUCAAUCAUCCGGAGCUCCCGUCUUUCUGACCCAGCCAGCUUUUGAGUUUGACCCGCCGUCGUCUUCUGAAUCUUCUUCAUCACAAGAGAAUAGAGCCGCAGGUAUCAGCGGUGGCUCAGGACAGCAUAUUUCGCAAACAGCCUACCAAGUUGAUCCGGCGCAAAUUACUGUAUCUGACUCUCAGGGCGACAGUAUUAACACGCAGCACGCUCAACGGGUUGUGCCCUUGCCUCAAAUCUCGGCGAGCCAAAUAGGUUCGGUUAGUAGCCUUACCGAGGAAGAGUUCAUUCCUGAUACGGUUCGCCGCAAACCACAGCAUCGACGUCUCUGCAUCGACAGCUCAUUGUCGGCUUCAGACGCGUCAUCGCACAGAAGCGUGUCAACAACGCCUUCCGGUCGCCUGUUCGCAAACCUACAGCAUAACCGACGCCGCCAGUUGCUAGAAGAAAGCUUUCGCACCUGCGUUGAAAGGAGAUCUCUUCCUCCGUCCAAUAGCGAGUCAGCACCAGCACCGGUCGUGGAAUCUAACCGACAAUCCAGUCUUCCCGCAGCCAUGGCGUCCACGGGUGAGCCGAUGUCGGCUAUUGAGGAGUUGCUGAAGAUGCAAGAGGCGGCCAUGAGCGGUGACUUGGGCGAUGACUCGGGGGAGCAUUUACGACAGCUUGAUGGGGACGGUGGCGUGGCGACGGGACCAACGGACACCCAUGAUUUCUCGAUGGCCAUGGAAAAUCCGUCUCUUCAGAUCAAUUCACAACCCCCUAUUUCCACAGAUUGGCACAUGGGAGGGGCUGCCACAUCUUCAUCAGAAUUGCCGGUUCUGACCAGCGCACCCGUUCAGCCCGCCAUCCAGGCGCCAGCUAGCGAGCACCCGCCGACGGCUAACCCUGGUGACAUCUUCUCUGGCAAUCUUAUGGCUGCUGAGACCGCACAGCAACUACCCAUGACGAUUUCUCCGUCGGACAUUAGUCGCUCGAUUGAGCCGGAUGAUCCUCUAGCCGCACUGCAUCAACUAGAUGAUGCGCCGCUGAGCAUUCUGCCUGCAGAAGACACGGCCACGGCGAAGAGCACGGCAUCAUCCCCUGAUGUCGAACAGUAUCGAUCUGGGCCCCCAACAUCGAUGGACCAAAGCGAAUACCUUGUUACCGUCUCCUUCCCAGCGAACAUCCGCCCUCUCUACCUGAGCACAAUCACGGUCUACAAAAACGAGAUCGAGCAGUUCAACAGACUCUGUCGAUCUGGCGAGGCUUUGCCAGAUGAGACGCUGGUGAGCGCCAUUGGAAGGCUUCUAGACCAGCUGCGUGAUAUCUGCGACCUCCCUGCGCCUCUCGACAAUGGCUCCAUUGAUGCGCUAGCAGCCGAAGAUCUCAAGAAGCACGCCAUGGGGACCAAUAGCAAGUUUUUCUUCGUCGGACGGUUCCUGGAGAGGCUCCAGACAAGCCACAAGAAGGUGCUCAUUGUUGUGCGCGACAUUACCAUCAUGGGUUAUUUUGAGGCCAUCAUUGGUACCAGCGAUAUUGCGUACUCAUUGAAGGGCUUGCACGAGCUUGAAAGCGACGACGAACAUUCUCUGAAUGUCGUUCUCAUGCACACGGAACAGACUCUCGUGGAUGAUUUGAGCGACUUUGACGUCGUCAUUGGUUUCGACGGCGGCAUCAUGAGGACUGAUGUACUGAGCCGCUGGGCCCAAAUGAACGGCAGGAAACCUAUGCUGAUUAGGCUGAUGACUACGUACUCAGUCGAGCAUCUCGAACCGAUGUUGGGGGACGAGAUGAGCAAACUAGACCGCACGAAUGCUCUGCUCAUUGCCAUGUUCCAGUCCCGGGGUCUGAUUAGUAAUGACGAACAGGGAGAGAUGAUUGAUGGACUCACGGCUCAUUUCGCUAACCAAGUUAUUGAUCCGGAGCCCAACUUUGGCUGGGAGCCCGAGGCCGUCCCGACUGCGGUUCUCGAUCUUUACUCCGACAGCCAACACCAAAGCCAGAUGCCCCCAACGGCUGAGGAGCUGACAAGUCGGAAGCGGAAAGCGGAUGAUGGACCCCAAGAGGUCACAAAGCGCCUGCGCGUGAGCCCUUCCCCAGGUCGAGAUGGCGGCAGCAUCGACGACACGGUCCGCGGCCACCUGAACCCCAACCCAACCCACGUACAGGUCCGCACGACGCAGGACCAUCUCGACUCGUUGACCACAAAGAUCUCUGAGCUCGAAUACCAGUUAGCAGAAAAGACGACUCUAGAGACAAACUUGCGCAAGCACGAGAAACACAUGGCUGCCCUGAAAGAACGCAGCCAAUUUGAGGCAGAACGGGAUGCGGCCAAGCAGACCGAGGAAAAGGCUCUCAAGAAGAGCCAAACCUGGCAGAACAAGGUACAAAAACUCGAGGAAGAGCUCAAGAAGAAGUCUGCAAUUCUCGAUGAAGCGCUGGUCGACGCCGGCACAGUGGCCACGGAGGUGUUCAAGCAAAAGACGGACGAGCUCGAGAAAUCCCUCGCAAAGAUUGCUGAUCUGGAAAAGAAGCUUGAGAGCCGCGAUGGCGAGCUCAGCUACGCGCGAGACGCCUACCAGACGGCCAACCACGCUAACAGUGAGCUGUCCCGGGAGAACAAGGAGCUCAAGGAGCAGGUUGCCGAGUUCCACAAGCAGGCGGCCGGGAGCCUCGCGCAGAUCCAGGACAUCAACUCCAAGGAGCAGAUCAAGGAGAUGCAGCGGCAAAUCGCCGAGACCCAGGCCAUCAGCCGGGACCGCGAGAAAGAGCUCGCGCGCGUGGAGAAGGAGCUUCGUACGCUUAAGAACGGCCGCAGGGAGACACGCCAACAGAGCGUCCCCCGAAGCCCGCGUCUCGGCAUGAUGAGCCCUAGGGCGCCGCGCACGGCUGGAGGUUCGGCUAGUAGGGGAACCUCGCCCGUUCCGUACGAGUCCUCGGGUACGGGAAGCACGCCCGUGCCGGGUAUGCAGUUCCUGCCAUCGAACAAUCACAGGUUCAACCACCUUAGAGAGUGA